AAAAUACCACAGGUUAUCACCAGAGUAGAGUCGAUGGUAAGAUGUCCAGCGGCAGCUUACAGUUAAUUCAGACAGAGUUUUGAACCAUCUUACCCACUGGAAGGAAGCAAGAAUAAUCCAACAUGCCAAAGGAGUAAGGGCCACCAGAGAUAUUACCUUUACCUCCCUAUUCCUCAACCAAGCUGAGCAAGGAAAACAGGCCAGAAAGCAGCAGUAAAACACACGGUGUUAACCACAGACAUGAUGGGAGUCCCUGUGUGCUGUGUGGUGGUGCUAGCAUUUAUUUGUCACAGCCACAGCCUGGAAACAAAAAAUCCACUUUACAGGCCUAAAAGGUCUCAGGAAAAUGUCUGGUCAGAUCCCAGUGACUGUGUGUCGAAAACAAGGCAGGUCUUCACAAACUCUCACAACUUCUCUGUGGAUAUUCGGAUGCCCGGUGUUGUACCGAGUGGGUCGGACACUUACCUGUGCAUGGCAUUUCCUGUGCCAACUAGUCGUGAUGCAUUUGUUGUGGACUUCAUGCCUCAUGCCAGUAUGGAUACAGUCCAUCACAUGCUGCUUUUUGGCUGCCAGACUCCAUUCUCUACCAGCACCUACUGGGACUGCGGCAGUGUACAAGGCACUUGUGAGGAUGAAGCCUCCAUUAUGUAUGCUUGGGCUCAGAAUGCACCACCUACUAAAUUACCCAAAGAUGUUGGCUUUAAAGUUGGAAGAAAUUCAGGAAUAUCCUACUUUGUGCUGCAGAUCCAUUAUGGAGAUGUCAGUGCUUUCAGAGAUCAUCAUAGAGAUUGCUCAGGACUCACCUUAAAAAUGACAUCCAGACCGCAGCCAUUCAUUGCUGGCAUAUACCUGCUCAUGUCUGUUGACACGGUUAUCCUUCCUGGAAAAAGAGUUACAAACGCAGACAUCAGCUGUGAUUACACUUCAUAUCCCUUCUACCCCUUUGCCUUCAGGACCCACACACACCACCUUGGGAAAGUGGUCAGUGGCUACAGGAUCAGAGAUGGCAAGUGGAGCCUGAUUGGAAGACAGUCUCCUCAGCUACCACAGGCUUUCUAUCCUGCUAACAAGGAGGUGAAUAUGAGGUAUGGUGACACCAUAGCAGCCAGAUGUGUGUUUACUGGUGAGGGCAGAAUCUCCAAAACAUAUAUUGGUGGCACCUCUGAUGAUGAAAUGUGCAACUUCUAUAUAAUGUACUAUAUGGACAGCAAGCAUGCCAUCCCCUACAUGAACUGUAUGGAGACCGGCUCCAAAGAACUAUUUGAGCAUAUUCCAGCUGAGGCCAAUGUUCCCAUCGCUAUCAGUCCAGGUCAUAUGAACUCAGUGAUGCAUAUGGGACACUCAGCAGGUCAUCAAGACAACAGAUCACUGUUUAACACAAACAAAGGAGAGCAGGCUCUGGAUCAAGGUGAGCUCUAUUCCCUUAUGUCCAAGCUGCUAGGAAAAGAGAGCAAGGACAUAGUUCACAUUCAUAAAUACAACCCCAGCAAGAUGCAGAGAGUCCAGGCUGAGUUGGUGGCUCAGAUUCAUAGCUCAACACAAGAUAAAGACCUGGACUCUACCAGUAGCAGACUAGCCUUCCGAAUCAGGAAGGAUCCUGUUUUGGUGAGGGACAGAGUCCACAAAUUCCAUCAACAUGAGGCCACAGCCAAGCCACCAAGAAGCAAGCUGCUAUCUGAAGGACAAGACUACCAUUUGGAGCAAGUCUCGGCGUGGCCACAGAUUUCUCUGCAGCUGGGUCAGGUGUCAGGACUUGCCCUCGACUCAGAUUCUAAUUUGGUUAUUUUCCACAGAGGUGACCACCACUGGGGGCCUGACUCUUUUAACAGCCAGGCAAGAUACCAGCAGUGGUCCCUUGGUCCUAUUCAGCAGUCCACCAUUUUGGUUGUGAGCCCCACCAAUGGCAACAUCCUGAAGGCUUCUGGCAGAAACUUGUUUUACUUGCCACAUGGAAUAACUACAGACAAGGAGAAUAAUUACUGGGUCACUGAUGUGGCUCUUCAUCAGGUGUUAAAAGUGAGCAGUGACGGCAGAGACAGAACCUUGCUGGCAUUGGGAGAGGCUUUCACACCAGGAAGUGACAACAACCACUUCUGCCAGCCCACUGAUGUGGCUGUUGAAACUGACACGGGGAACAUCUUUGUGUCUGAUGGCUACUGCAAUUCCAGGAUACUGAAGUUCUCUUCUAAAGGAAGAUACUUGUCUGAAUGGGGAUCAGGCUCAUCAGACAGGAGGAGGCAUAUACCAUUCCGGAUCCCCCACAGCCUAGUCUUCCUUCCUGACAGACAGGAAGUGUGUGUGGCUGACAGGGAGAAUGGACGAAUCCAGUGCUUCAUAGCUAAAACUGGAGAGUUUGUUAAGGAAAUAAAGAAAGAGGAGUUUGGAGGGGAGGUCUUUGCUAUCACCUACAGUCCUACUAGAGGCUUAAUCUUUGCAGUUAAUGGGAUAUCUCCGUUUGGCCGUUCAACUCCACUCAGAGGUUUUGCAAUAAAUUAUUCAACCAAGGAUGUUUUGGAUACCUUCAGCCCAGAAAAAAAGGAAUUUAAAAUGCCUCAUGACAUAGUUGAAACCAGUGACGGCAGUAUCUUCGUCGGGGAUGCAGACAGCAAAUCAGUCUUUAAGUUUACCACUGAGAAGGCACAUCGCUCUGUCAAAAAGGCUGGUAUCGAGGUUCAGGAACUUGAAGAAAUGGAGACCUUUAUCAAAACUAAGGUGAAGCCAGAUCCUAACAUGUCAAAAACAGCAGCCCUCCAACAGAAGCAAAUUCUGGCUCAACAGCCUCGACCACAGGAAGAAGAUGAGAGGAGUGUACCAAAGCCAGACAAAGAGCACGGUGUACUUCCAGCCAUCAUCACUACCCUUCUGCUCAUCCCUCUGAUGCUUGUCAUAUCCAUAGGAGUCUUCAUCUGCUGGAAGAAAAAUGACCGACAUGAGGUGAAAACUGAGUCCAGUCCUGUGGGAGGGAUCUUGGGAAAAAUAAGAGGUAAAGCAGUGGGCAGUCUGAACCUUGGGAACUUCUUUGCGUCCCAUAAGGGUUACAGUCGUCAGGGCUUUGACCAGCUUAGCACUGAAGGCAGCGACCAGGAGAGGAAUGACGAAGAGAGUAGCGACUCAGAAAACGAGGAAUACUCUGCUCUGCCACCUCCUCGAUCUUCCACUUAGACGCUCAGGGGCUGGUCACCAACCUUCUGCUUACAUUUCCAGGAUGUAUGAGUGUAACUGUUGUUUUAGCUGCAAAUCUUAUUGUUUAUAUAUUUAUGUAUGUACAUAGAAACUAUUUGGUAUUAUUAAGACAAUUUAUUUAAUCUUAAUUUAAUUUACCCAGGGUCUUGAAAUAGCAUUGGUGACACAAUUCACACAAAGGAUUUUUUCCCCUGAAAAUCAGACAGAUAAUUCUACCUUUCAAUUAUCCAUUUCCCCUUGUUUCAUGAAUUUUGUUUAAAUGGAAUUUAAAUGAGUGAAAUCAGGAAAUGAAGAAUAAUUGAAUGAAAUUCUUAAAAUAAUUAUUAAAAAAAGAAAACCCAAAACAAUUCCAAGCCUAUACCUGGAUUUUUAUUUCAGCUUGUGAGAAAAAAAGUAAUAAAAAAUUAAGAUUGGAAAUUUCUAUGACCGAAAUGUGGUGUGUAUUUCGUAGUCGGUCAGUUGAUGCUUUUCAUUUGUACUUAAAGAAAAAGUUUUGUUUUUACACCUCAACGGCUCUGUUUUUGUGGCAGCGCUAAGACCAACACAAGCAAUGCCGUCACAGUUUGGUAUCUUUCUUACUGUGACUGGCAUUGCCUGUCUGUUUUCCCAACACUCAGGUGGGAAAAGUGCAAAGGGUUCUUGGUACUUUGGGAGAAGUUGGGUCUCCCAUGUCUGUUUGUGGGGAAACGAAAAUAGACAGAGAUAAUGCGCAUCAAAAAUUAAAUUCCCAAAAUGUAAAUUGAUCCAUUGUGGAGAGCACUGGAUCAAGAGCAAACAAGGAAAAGAAUAGAAACAGUCUGAUUGGAAGUCAUCUACUAAAUACAAUAGUUAGAGAAUACAUAAUUAUGUUACUGCUUUGGUUGCAGUAGGUUUGAGGUUCACAGUUAGGAUUUAGACAAUGCCAUACCAGAGCACAGGUAUGGUUACAGGUGUCAAUAAAACCGACCAGUGUGUGGUGGUGUGUGGGUUUCCACACACUGGUCUGUUUUAAUUACAGAAAUGUUGUGAUUUCAUUGUGAUUUUAAGAAUGAGUUGUUUAACAGCACCAAUAUGCAGUAUACACUUAUCAAGCUCGUUAUUAGGAAACCUCUUUGCAAUGUAAUGCAAUUCAAUACACCAGCUACAACAGUUUUUGUUAACAGUGUGUAGUCUGAACGUAUUCUACUUUUUGUUUAUUAUUGAUAUAUUAGUGGGUGGUGGUGCUGUACUGAAUUACAUUAUAUUGAAAAGUAUUCCUAAUAUUUUGCUGCAUUCAACUCAUAUUUGUUAAUGGAGUUAAGACAACUAGUGCUCAAUGAGUAUACACCUUCAUUUUUGGAACUUUUGGAAAAGUGCAUCUUCACUAGCAUUAAUACAUUCUGUGUAUUAAAGCUACACAUAUAGCAUUAUUUCAACAUAAAUGUUUGUUACAUGUUUCAGUUCAGUAACAUUUCACUUGUAAUUGUGUGCCUUUAUUUCGCCUUUCAUGAGCAUAUGCCAUUACAAACUGUACCAAGGGAUGAAAGCUGCUGCUUCUUGUAGAACUUGUAUUGUAUACAUUUUUUCCCUCCAUUCAAGUCGACAGGGAAAGCAUAUUAUGUAUAUGUGUAUACACACAUACAUAUGUAUAUAUAUAAAUAUACAGUACCAGUCAAAAGUUUGGACACUCUUUCUAAAUUCAAGUCAAUGAGAAAGUGUGUUCAAACUUUUGACUGGAACUGUAUAUUUAUUUAUUUAUUCAUGUGUGUGUGUAUAUAUAUAUCUUUGUGUGUUCACUGUCAGUCAAACAUUGUUCAACAGCCAGGUCUCAAUCACUGUAUCCAUUAAUGCAUUAAACUGACCAUCAAUUCAAAUGGUAUGCUAUGAAUUACAAGUUCACAUUUUUUUAGCAAAUGGGAAACAUGAAGAACAGCUUGUGUGGUCCCUUUAAAUGUCUGUGUUCAUUAGGGCUGACCCCGAGUACAUUUGACUGAAUCUGUAUCAAGGAAGUGAUCCAGUUCUAAUCUUUUGUGUAGUCUGAACUAAGUAGGUCCCAAUAACGUUUUCUCAGCCCUCAUCCUGACCUGUCUAUGGGUGUAUCUGAAUAUGAAAACCGGAUAGAGAUACACACACUAAAAUAACGGAUGUUCAAAAGUGUUAAAUUUGAUCAGACGUCCUGAAAUUUGAGAAAACUUGAUGAGAGGAGACAUAACAUUCUGUUUGUUUUUUUAAUAUGAUCCAUUCCACCACCACAAUCAUCUUUGGAUGAAUGUUUUGUAUGUAUUUUUCCCUUUGCAAGUAAGCAAGACAGUAGAGAUAUCCCUAUUGUGAACCAUUGUACAGCUAUCAAAGCCCCAUUCCAUUUCUGUACUUGGAACUUAGUACAUUGCUUGAGACUUAUGAAUUGUAAUUUAUUAAUUGAACCAAUUUGAUUACCAAUUUAUCAGAAGAAUAAGUGGAAAAAUUAGAAUGUGAAAGUCUGAGAAUACUGAAGUCAACCAAAUCAAGUAAUUAAUUGAAGUCUGGUGGCACCAACAGCAGCUUCAAAAAAUGAAUGCCACAUCAAUAAAAUACACAGACACAGAGGAAACACACAGAUUGAUGAAGUGUGUUGGUCAUGCUUUCAGAAUAAUCUGAAUUUUUAUUCUGUAUUCUCCAUUUUUAUUACAUUUGCUUAAUCUGUCAUUCCCUUUUCUCAAGUUUCAUCCAGUAUUCUCAGACCUUCAUCAAACAUAUAUUGUUUAUCUGUUCUGUAUCUGUGUCUGUCUAUAUUCUUAAUUUGCCAUGAUGUUUGAAUGAUUUACUUAAUGGCAUGCCAUAGAAAUAGCAUUUCUGAUGUUAAGUCACGUGUGCUAUCUGAUAUUUAUUGUGACACUGGUUUCGCUGCAAAAGUACUAUUUUCAGUAACAAUGUUAUUUGUGUAAUAAAGUGUCUGCAAAGCAUCACAGUGUCAUGGUGGCUGUGGGAUCAGACCACUCAGGCAGUUGGAUUGAAUGACAGUUCAUAUCAUCACAGUUG
This is a messenger RNA of Scomber scombrus (Atlantic mackerel), 6159 nucleotides long. It is a transcript of the gene pam, whose product is annotated as peptidylglycine alpha-amidating monooxygenase. The record is from RefSeq and is a predicted model, not a curated record. The transcript is spliced from 27 exons. Gene Ontology annotation, biological process: peptide metabolic process. NCBI's taxonomy places the organism in Eukaryota, Metazoa, Chordata, Actinopteri, Scombriformes, Scombridae. Gene Ontology annotation, molecular function: peptidylglycine monooxygenase activity; protein binding; copper ion binding. Bases 241 to 3162 code for a protein of 973 amino acids. Gene Ontology annotation, cellular component: extracellular region; membrane.